ACCAACCCGCCCGAGUUGUACCUAACGCCAACCGAAUCUCCUCUCACUCACGAGAACUCAUCUCUUUCGCAGCAGAGCAAAAGGGGGCUUUUCCUCUUCCUUUUCUACAAGGAUCUCUUCGUUUUCCAGAAAUGAUGAGGCGUGUUUACAGGCCAACAAAACCAUGGCAUGCAGCAGGAAAUUUCCGACUGGCAGCUUUUGCAUCUCUUCUAAUUCUCGCGGUCUUCAUAUUGCUUCUGAAAAACAAGGGAAAACCUGAUACUUCGUUUGGUCUUCCGAAGCUAAAAUGGAACAGCUUUCGGUCUUCCGUCGAAUUCCACCCUUCUUUAGAAUUCAUGAAUGGAACAGAUGUGAUUUGGCAGAUACCUGAUUCGCCCAAGGCGGUUCUCUUUCUAGCACAUGGGUGCAGUGGUCGAGCGGUGAACUUUUGGGACAGAUCGCCGAGCUGCCCGAAUUGUGUUGGCUUGCCCGAGGAAAGGCUAAUUGUCCUAAAUGCUCUCGCUCGGAAAUUUGCCGUCCUAACAGUAUCGAGCACUGGAAUAUGCUGGUCAUUUGGGAAGGAAAAAGAUAGGGUAAAAGGAAUUAUUAAAUGGUUUAUUGGGGAAAAUAAGCUCGAAAAGCUUCCAGUUAUGGCUCUAGGGGCAUCUUCUGGAGGGUACUUUGUUUCUGUACUUGCCAAAGAUAUGAGAUUUAGUGCCAUUACAUUGAUGAUUGCAGAAGGGAAGUUUGGUAAUAUGGAUAUUCCGGCAGAUUACCCUCCUACCCUUUUCGUACACAUGCCCAAAGACCAAAGACGUAUGAAGAUGAUAGGUGAAUACAUGGAAGCUCUUAAGAAGAAAGGAAUCCCCGUGGCCGAGAUUAAAUGUAUGGAGUUUCCCUUGACUCCAGACCUUCUAUCAGACAGGAUUCCAGGUUUGGAUCAGACCGUUUCCUUCAAGCUAUUUGAACUAUUCCGUGAUAAAGGUUUCAUGGACGAUAAUGGUUAUAUGAAAAAUGAUGGGCGUGCGAUUCCUUGGAAGGAAGCUAUCGAGGGAACAGAUUUAUUAUCUGAUAAGAAUGAAUGGGCCAAUCACAUUCAGGAAGAGAUGAAUCUUGCAUUUGCCUACCAUGAGAUGACCAGUUUGCAGUCAGAGCAAAUAUUCAAAUGGUUUGAAUCUCACAUGACCUGAUCACUAGGUGGACAUUUUGAACAGUGUUGCUAUUGUCAUAGGAGAGAUUGUUGAGUCCUUGAAUAUUGGAUGACUGACAUCUUUUCUACAGAUUCUCAUUUGCCCCUGCUAAUAGAAAAAGAGAUUUUGAACUGAAAAAUAAAAAAUGGACAUUCUACGGUCGAUUGAAAUACAUGAUAUGAAGGAGAAGUUUCUGAAGUUGAUAGCUGUUUUCUGGAGUUAUUAUGUCUUGGAAAUCUGAGGUGAAACCUGAACAGAGGAGGGGCUAUGUAAGAUCCAUCAAAGGCUUCCAUGUAGGAAAGGAAGGUGGAAAGUGGGGUUAAUUUUCUCAGUUAAACAGAUACCUUUUCUGUUCAUAAAUUUAUAGCAUGGGUGAAUACCAUUUUUUUUACACACACACACACACCCAAACCACAUGAGCACUCGAUCUCAUGAUCUCAGUAUUGAAAUAGAGUCUGUCUACCACUGAGGCAUGGAACCGUACCUGCAUGGGUGAAACCUUGAUCUUAAGGUACGUUUGAUAAAGUUUUGUGUUUUCUUUUUCUUUGUUCUUUCCUGCAUUCGAUGUAUGCUUAGUAAGGGUGUGUAUGGAUGCUUUUGUGAAUUGAAUUGCAAUUACUAUUCCCCAUAAAGUGAAAUGUACCAAAAUGUGAUUUC
This is a messenger RNA of Magnolia sinica, 1826 nucleotides long. RefSeq lists its product as uncharacterized. NCBI's taxonomy places the organism in Eukaryota, Viridiplantae, Streptophyta, Magnoliopsida, Magnoliales, Magnoliaceae. Bases 132 to 1169 code for a protein of 345 amino acids. The transcript is spliced from 2 exons. The record is from RefSeq and is a predicted model, not a curated record.